This is a messenger RNA of Somion occarium, 2477 nucleotides long. Lineage: Eukaryota; Fungi; Basidiomycota; Agaricomycetes; Polyporales; Cerrenaceae. The record is from the annotation of a GenBank genome assembly.
CCAGAUCAAAUUCAAACUCCGCCGUAAAUAUACACAGUACUGCACGAGGGUACACGGUGCGUUUGGUACGGGGCACAGGUUUGAAGUAUAAGUAUUUUGCUCGCUACAUCGCCACUCUGCAGUAACUAGCACCAACAAAAUUACCUUGCAGAUCCCACCUCGCAGACCGUGUGCCGACUGACUUCAUCACUCAAUACCAGUACAAGGACGUUGUGGGUGUGAUUAGCGUGAUUACUAGUAACAAAUAACAAACCUUAUGGUCUCCGCUGCUGCCUUCAGAGCCCGGAGGUACUUUGGAACAUUACCUGAAUAGGCUCCGGCGCGUAUACGAUAGUGGCUUUCUAGUCUAACUCCGUGGAGGGACCCCCUACCCAAUUCCGACGAAUUCGGUGGCGGCUUCGAACAACCGUUGAACCAUCGCCGACAGUCGACCUCCUGUGUCUUCAAGGUCUAACUUCGACUCCAGUACUGCUAUCAAUGAUGCCUAGGACCGGCAACCAUCACUGUUGCCAUGUGAAGGGUGGCGGCGAGUGUGAAAAGUUGUAUAAAAGGUGCACAUUCGUUUCCGCUCAAUCGUUUGCUGUCCCAGGAGCAUGGAAUGUUACCCGAUCUUCAGCAUCUAAAGCUGAACGUGCCGCCAUCGCCCAAGCUGUUAUCGAUACCCUUAUACCCCAAUAUAAUAGCAACAGUGGCCUAGUGGAUUCAUUAGUCUUCUAUCAAAAUGCGGAACUGAUAUCUGCGAUAUCGUUCCAUGAUAUAAUUACCGGUAACAAGACUUACAGCGAUGUCGUGGCCCGGAAUAUCGAGACAGUGAUGCAACGUCAGCCUGGAUUCGUCUCUCUAAGUGUAAGUUGUCACGCCACUGAUUUCGGGGGACGGACAUUCAACAACGACCCGGCAACAUGGGGUGUCGCUGCUUUCCAUGCGUACCGUGCAUAUGGAAAUAACAACUUUUUGGAUGCCGCAACUUCGGUAUGGAACGAAGUGAACGCAUUUGUCGUCUCUCGGGACAAUGCCGCAAGUGGUUCCCACCCCAUGAAGAAUGUUACAUUCAAACCAUUUUGUAAUUCCCAUUCAGUCGCUGGCGGCGUUUUCGACAGCUCUAGCGAUCCUAACAAUAUGGACAUCAGCGCGGACACUAUCGGUUUGUCAGCAUACCUAUUCGAGGAGACGAAGAAUUCAACCGGAAUCCUCCACCAUUCACUGGAUCUAACGGCCUGCGGUAGCGAUAUGCAACAACUUUCUUAUCAGUCAGGACUCUAUAUGCAGAGCCUUAUCGUGUAUGCAAACACGACCAAUGACGCAAACCUGACAUCCGUUGUCAACACCUUAGCAUUCGACGCAGCAAGCGCAUCGUGGACAACAUCCCAAGGAGUUAUACUAGAAGGUUCUCCUGAUACGAAAAGUGGUUGGUCCGACUUCAAAGGGAUAUUUAUUCGAGCUCUCCAUGAGGUGUGGUCGCGAGGAUCGAAAGACACUGACGCAGCCAAAUUUAUCCAAAGCUACGUGACAGUUCAAUACAACGCUUUGCUGAACUACGCCCGUGCUGGCAACCAGUACUCUCCCAACUGGCUAGGCCCUCCAACACCUAAUCUCGUUCCGUGGGGUCAAUUGGCGGCGCUGGACGUUUUGAAUGCUGCUAUCGAUAUGGACAUCAGUCCAUCGGAAACCACUGCAUCAUCUGAUACACCAUCUACAAAUGAUGAUGGAAAUAGCGAUACCACCGGAGACCAUUCAUCAUCCAUCAAAACUAUCAUUGGUGCGACAGUGGGCGGUGUCGCCUUCCUUGUCAUCUUGAUAUCUAUUGUUGCACUUAUUCUCCGGCGGAGACGACGCCGCUGGCGCUCGAAUCAGCAACCAAUUGACUUGGACUCUCGCGACAACGUUCCAAGCUCCGAAUUCAAUAUGACCAUUAGCCCAUUCGCCGAGUCAAGCACACCUUCCAUCACACAAUAUACCGAUACCCCGCCAGCGACUUUGUAUCGUUCCGAUCGAGGCAAGGUGCAUGCAUCUGUAACUUAUGCUGAGGCGCAGCCACCGAAUGUGUCUGAGAAUACGGCUCGGGAGGCUCUUCCGAUACUGGUAGAACGGCUCAAUGAGGUGAUCGCCAGUUUCCCACCUCGAUCGACGGCGCAGCAGGAGAGAUUGUCUUCAGAGGGACCGCCACGUUACGAUACUCUUAUUUAGGCCCUAUAUUUCUUACACCUUCAGAUCAUUUAUCUAGUCAUAGUUUACCGUACGGACUGGAGUGAACGCCACAUCUGUCUAACACACAGAAGGUCCUCAGUUCGAACCUGGGCCGACUCAUACACCUGCAAUCGAACUACAUUUCUUGCCUCAGUCCCAGUGGACUUUGCAUGCAUUUUGCUACAUUCCAUAAGUCAUAAAUCGAUUCAACGCAUCGUGCGCCCGUAUACUGAGCACAAGAAGCAGUCAGGAAAGAGAUCGUAUUAGUACAAUACAGACACAUUAGAGAG